Callorhinchus milii (elephant shark) is the source of this 1485-nucleotide messenger RNA. Its product is annotated as carcinoembryonic antigen-related cell adhesion molecule 1-like. The transcript is spliced from 10 exons. Lineage: Eukaryota; Metazoa; Chordata; Chondrichthyes; Chimaeriformes; Callorhinchidae. The annotation marks the transcript as partial. The record is from RefSeq and is a predicted model, not a curated record.
AAAAUAUCACCAGCGUCACCGUAACACAGAACAUUCCCAACCCGAUAGAAUACAAUGACACUGUGACACUGACAUGUGAUGUUAAAGGCACUGUUGAGUCACGGUUGUGGUUUAAGGAUGAGAGAGCUCUCCACAGCAAUGACAGGAUCACAAUCUCCCAGGAUAAUGCCACCCUGACCAUCAUCAGUGUGACUAGAAAUGAUGGUGGAACGUAUCGGUGUGAGGCAAAGAACAGCUUUAGCUCUCAGUCCGGCAGCCACACACUGAGCAUUGCGUAUGGACCAGACACCCCUGAGCUUACAAUCACUGGGACACACUCAGCAGAACUUGGAGACUCUCUAACAUUGUCUUGUUCUGCUCAGUCAAACCCAGAAGCUCAGUAUAAAUGGAUAUUUAAUGGCACUGUUCUGCCACAUACAAGUUCAAAUUUCACCAUUCAUCAAAUAAGGCAGAAUGAUUUUGGGACUUACACUUGUCAGGCUCGUAACAACAUUACCUUAAGAGUCAAUGAGAAAGAUGUAACUUUAAAGGAAAAAAUCACCAGCGUCACCGUAACAAGCAACACUCCCAACCCGAUAAAAUACACUGACAAUGUGACACUGACAUGUGAUGUUAAAGGCACUGUUAUGUCACGGUUGUGGUUUAAGGAUGAGAGAGCUCUCCACAGCAAUGACAGGAUCACAAUCUCCCAGAAUAAUGCCACCCUGACCAUCAUCAAUGUGACUAGAAAUGAUGGUGGAACGUAUCGGUGUGAGGCAAAGAAUAGCUUUAGCUCUGUGUCCGGCAGCUACACACUGAGCUUUGCGUCCAAAGGCAGUCCUCCUAACAGUUUAAGCGGUGGAGCGAUAGCAGGAAUAGUGAUUGCCUGUAUUGUUGGCGUUGCUCUGAUUACUGCACUUGUCGUAUGGGUCGUCAAAGUAAAAGGAAGGGCGAAAAGUGGAUCACAUCAUCAAAAUGGUGUCACAAUGGCUGCAACAGGAAACACACCGCAUCAAUCUAACAGUGGAGCCAAUACAGCCACAGCGAGAAUAGGACCACAAUCUUCAGAGUACAGCAACCUGACAGUUACUGCUCCCAACGUGUAUGAGAACAUCAACAAUGUGCAAAGAGCAAAGAACAAAGAACUCGCUGAGGCCUCUGAUCCCAAUGCCACCUACACGACUUUACAGCCACAUGAUCAGUCCCUGUACAGUGACCUGAGAGGCAAAAUGGUUGGAUAACUGUCUGAACAGACGGGGACUGGAGCCGUGAAGUGCUGAUGUGCGGCUUAUUCAACCCCAACACGGCCGGGAUCAGCAAACCAUCUCCUCCCCCUCCCGUUCCCAGCACCUUCUCUUUGUGCAGUUGCUGGACUGGAGUCUGGCGGUUUGUAUCACCCACAGUUUGUUUCUCUGUGUUCAAGAACUCUGGAGCGUAAUUCUCAUGUGGUGCUCACAUGGUCCCACUCAGUGAUAUCAUCCACAGGUGUGGGGUAAACUCUAUCUC